This is a messenger RNA of Calidris pugnax (ruff), 1733 nucleotides long. RefSeq lists its product as uncharacterized. The record is from RefSeq and is a predicted model, not a curated record. NCBI's taxonomy places the organism in Eukaryota, Metazoa, Chordata, Aves, Charadriiformes, Scolopacidae. The transcript is spliced from 8 exons. The coding region runs from base 311 to 913 and encodes 200 amino acids.
AUGCUGGAAAAGGUUAGCAGUUUCCAAAGGCAGGUUCUCUCUUCCUUGCGUGGAGCAGCAAGCAAAACCUGUGAGCCUGGAAUGGGCAACAGCAUUUCACCUUAGAGCAGGAGAUGGGGACAGUGGCCUUUCUUCUGAACGGAAAACUCUGUGCAACCCAUCCUACCAAGACACACACAUCAGCAGAUGAGUUUUUGCAGGUGGACUCCAGCUCUGCACACCCAUCCAGUCUGAUGCACGCAGAACCAGCACAAGACAAGGAGGAUCACAGCAGACAACCCCAGGUUCCUGAACUGCUAUUAACAACAACAUGACAAUUUCACACAUCCCUCCUAAAGGCCUGCCUGACGCAGAAAAUCAAACCCAUGAUAGCAAAUUUCAAGUUAAAAGGAAAAGACUGUUUCUGCAGAGAAUGGAAAGAACCAUUUUGGCUCUGGGCUUUUCACAGAAGCACAAGGGUUUCCCUCCCACCACCGCUGUACACAGCAGCCUGUCCCGCUGCCAACCUCCACCCCAGGAGCGUCUGGAUGUCAGUCCUGCAUUCCCCGGAGGGCUGCUGAAGCACUUUGGAUUCCUCAGAGAUGGAAACCUUUCUAGAAACGCAGGGAGAAAUUGCUGCUGCGGCUGCUGCCAUGGUGGUUUCCAGGCUGGAGGAAGGGCUUUGGGAACGUUUUGUACUCUGCCUCAUCGCUCUGAAACGCUCCUCGGCUUGGGCAUCCCUUUGGUCCUGCCUUACGUCUCAGCAGGGAGGGAUGGAGUGAGACAAAGGAGUCGGUAUGGGUCACUGCUGGUUUCUUACCUUCUGUCAAUGCCUGUUCUAAGGCUACAGGUGAGCCAGAGGGACAAGAUCAAGGCACAGGAGGAAGAAAGAAGAGCCAUAGGGGAGCAUGGCCAGCUAUUUCCUGGUUCCUGAAGGGAAAUGCCAAGCAGGGACCCAAGAAAUUACGUACCCAAAUCCCAUAAGUAAACUGUGGGUGCUCUGCUGCACUGAGCUCAGUAACGCAGCCCGGCGGUGCACUGGGUUCUGCUCAGGUAACACAAAGGAAAAGGCCAGCGGCUGCAAAUUAAUUACUGUUAACGAUGCCACCUUCCUGCAGAGCACAGCAAUUUCUGCAGAGGGCACAAAGCUUGGUUUUGUCGGAUGCCCAAGCCUGUAAAGAUGCCUUCUGGCAUCCCUGCGCUGCCCGUGAGCCCAUCUGUUCCCAGUGGGAGCCAGGGAGCCAUCAGGCAGUGCCGGAUGGAAGCACGUUUUGACUCACGGGUCAGAGGCUGGGCAGAGAAGUCCAUCCUUCCCAGUCACUUCUUUAAUUGACACAGUGAAAGAAGCCACAUCUUCCUGCCCGAUUCUGACCGGGUCUGUAAUUGAAUUCUGCUCAACAUCUCCGCUCCAGCCCCCCAGGGGCCCCUCUAUUAAUGAUGGAUUUUUUCUCGCCUUGGGAAUUUCUCCUUGCUCCCAUUCUUUUUAUUUAAUAGGAUCUAGUGAGAAAACCGGCAGUAGUACAUCUCCCACCCUGUGUUUCCUACCUUUCCCAAAGGUGCUUCAUGAAGAAAGGUGCUUGGGCAUUAAAAGAGAGACAAGUGAACUUCGGGGACUGGAAACGUGUGCAGUUUUCCUGGCUUUUGUUCAUUCAUCCUUUCUCUCACUCCUCUCAGGUCUUUUGUUUCUCCUUGCCAAAACUGCUUGCGCACACUUCACUCAGGAUCUAAUGAGACUGUUUUAGAAACUGCAGCGC